UCUCUCUCUCUCUCUCACACCAAAGCAAAGCAAGCAACUCUCUCUCUCUGCAAUCCAAUUUGUGUUUAGCUUUUUGGGUUGAUUGAGAAAAUGACUGUGGAGGAGACCCAGGUGGCGGUGGCGGUGGCGGCUGAGGUCGUGGAGGUUGAGGAGCCGGUGAAGGAGGUGAAGGAGUGCGAGAAGGCUGUUGUUGAGGGUUUGGUGGAGGAAUCCGAGUCCAAGCCAACCACUGUUGAGAAGAGCACUUCUUAUAAGGAGGAGAGCAACUAUCUCUCUGAUCUCAAGGAGUUUGAGAAGAAGGCUUUGGUUGAGCUCAAAUCGAAGCUCGAAGAAGCGAUUUUGGGCAACAACAUUUUCAAGAGAGAUGAGCCCAACAAGGUUGAGGAGAAGGAGAAGGCCGUAGCUGAGGUCAAGGAGAAGAAGGAGGAGAAAACAGAGGCUGCUGUGAAAACAACAGAGAAAACAGAGGCUGCUGUGAAAACAACAGAGAAAACAGAGUCUGCUGUGAAAUCAGAGGAAACAGAGCCUGCUGUGAAAGCAGAGGAAACAGAGCCUGCUGUGAAAAAAGAGUGCUCUGAAAAAACAGAGGAAGGAGAAAAGGCACCAGAAUUGGCUGAGAAGAAAGAAGAAGUAGCAGUUCCGGUAUGCGAGGAAGAAGCGAAACCCGAAUCCAGCGAAGUCGUCGACACAGAUAUCUCACUCUGGGGUGUGCCUCUGUUCCCUGGAAAAGGAUCUGAGGGAACUGAUGUGGUGCUCUUGAAAUUCUUGAGGGCUAGGGAGUUCAAGGUGAACGAAGCGUUCGAGAUGCUGAAGAAGACUCUGCAGUGGAGGAAGGAGUCGAAAAUUGAUUCAAUUUUGGAUGAGGAGAUCUGCUCUGAUCUGAGCUCUGCUGCUUACUUGAACGGCGUGGAUCGCGAAGGCCACCCUGUUUGCUACAACAUCUUCGGAGUUUUUGACAACGAAGAGCUUUACCAGAAGACGUUCGGAAAUGAAGAGAAGAGAGGCCAAUUCUUGAGGUGGAGGGUUCAAUUGAUGGAGAAGAGUAUCCAGAAGCUUGAAUUGAGGCCCGGUGGUGCUACUUCUCUGCUUCAGAUCAAUGACCUCAAGAACUCGCCUGGGCCAAUCAAGAAGGAGCUUAGGGUUGCAACAAAGCAAGCUGUUGGGCUCCUGCAGGACAAUUACCCUGAAUUGGUUGCCAAAAAUAUUUUCAUCAAUGUUCCAUUCUGGUACUAUGCACUCAAUGCUCUGUUGUCUCCAUUCUUGACUCAAAGAACCAAGAGCAAGUUUGUGGUGGCUCGCCCCGCUAAGGUCACCGAGACCCUUCUCAAGUACAUUCCAGCUGAGGAGAUACCAAUUCAGUAUGGUGGCUUCAAGAGAGAAAAUGACACCGAGUUCUUCUUCUCCGAAGAUGGUUCUGUUUCUGAGCUAACUCUCAAGGCCGGAUCAACCCAAACGAUAGAGAUUGAUGUAGCUGAGGUUGAUAAUAGCACAUUGGUUUGGGAUGUGAGUGUUUUGGGAUGGGAAGUGAAUUACAAGGAGGAGUUUGUUCCUAGUGAUGAAGGGUCAUACACCAUUAUUGUUCAGAAGAAGAAGAAGAUCGGAGCUAAUGAAGGGCCUAUUCGCAACACUUUCCGAAGCAAUGAGCCUGGAAAGGUUGUCCUGACAAUCGAGAACACUUCGAGCAAGAAGAAGAGGGUGCUGUACCGGCACAAGUCCAACAAGUGCUUUUGAGAAUUGGAGCAGAGGGUUGAGGAAGAAACAUGGGACAUAGUGGGAGAGCAUUAUAUAUAUACAUAUUAGAAUUGAUUCUUUUGCAGAUUGGGAACAAUAAGCGAGUGUGAGAAGAUAGAGAAAUUAAUAGUUCAUUCUUUGCAGAAUCACUAUGGUCCUGUGUUUGAUAUGUUUUGAAGUGUAUCAUUUCCUUCAUUUGGGAUUUUCAUCCUGCAGACUUUGAGAGUGAAAUAUAUAUAUAUAUAUAUU
Molecule: messenger RNA, 1980 nt
Organism: Rosa rugosa (rugosa rose)
Lineage: Eukaryota; Viridiplantae; Streptophyta; Magnoliopsida; Rosales; Rosaceae
Product: patellin-4
Exons: 4
Coding region: 91-1731 (546 amino acids)
Molecular function (GO): lipid binding
Source: RefSeq, a predicted model, not a curated record